Molecule: messenger RNA, 892 nt
Organism: Corylus avellana
Lineage: Eukaryota; Viridiplantae; Streptophyta; Magnoliopsida; Fagales; Betulaceae
Product: vesicle-associated membrane protein 711-like
Biological process (GO): vesicle-mediated transport
Cellular component (GO): membrane
Source: RefSeq, a predicted model, not a curated record
CUGAAACCCACGCACGCCCAUCCCUGUCUUUGCAAUCUGAGAGACAGAGGAUGGGGAUAUUGUAUGGCAUGCUGGCCAGGGGCAACGUCGUGUUGGCGGAGUUCAGCGCCACGCCGACGAAUGCGAGUGCAAUAGCGAGGCAGAUUCUGGAGAGAGCGCAGCAGGGGAUCGAAGAUAGCAAUGCCUCCUACUCCCAUGAUCGCUACAUUUUUCACGUGAAAAGAACAGACGGCCUAACCGUUCUUUGCAUGACCGACAACGCCUUUGGACGGAGAAUCCCUUUUGCAUUUCUUGAAGAUAUUCAUCAAAAGUUUGUGAAGACUUAUGGCCGUGCUAUUCUUUCUGCUCCUGCUUAUGCUAUGAAUGAAGAAUUCUCAAGGAUCUUGAGCCAGGAGAUGGACCACUACUCAAAUGAUCCCAACACUGACAGGUUAAAUCGUUUGAAGGGUGAAAUGAGUCAGGUGCGAAGCGUGAUGAUUGACAAUAUUGAAAAAGUGUUGGACAGGGGAGACCGAUUGGCCUUGCUGGUUGAGAAAACUACCACUUUGCAAGGGGGCGCAGUUCGCUUCAAAAGGCAUUCACAUCGAUUCAAAAAUACUUUGUGGUGGAGAAAUGCCAAGCUCACGUGUUCCUUGGUAUUUGUUCUCUUGAUCAUCAUUUAUGUUGUGCUUGCAUUUCUCUGUCAUGGUCCCUUGCUGGCUUCUUGCUUGAAGUAAACAGAGCAAUUGCAGUAUGAGUGAUUUUGUAUGCCAUAUUUGUAGUCGUAGAUUUGUGGCCUAUUCUUUUAUAUUUGCUUUUGUAAUUUAUAUAUGCAAAACUAGGGGACCCAAUUUUCGCAUAUAGUACAGUUGUCCCUUCCAUCUAAGGGUACAAUUGCUUGUACAUGUCAUGA